AUGGCCGAUGAUGCCCACGGUGACGAGGCCCCCGCGUCGCUGGUCGAGCAGUUCGAUCUCGUGGCGACCUUCCCUUCGCAGGAGACGGGCGCUGGCCGUGGGAAGGGCGGCAAGGGCGCCCUGCCACCUCCUCGCAAACGCGCUGCUCAUGAUCACUCUGCUGCUGAUGCAGCUGACGGUAACGACGCCUGGUCGUCCGACGACUACCUUCGCCAGCUGUGCCGCGAUGAGUUCGACUCCAUGCGGGCCGCUCUCACUUCAUCCGUCUCCGAGUCCGUCAGGGCCACCGUUGCUGAGAACCACUCGGUGCUGCUGGGAUCCAUCGACAAACUUCGGGAGCAGGUCUCUGGUCAGUCCGCAUCCAUCGACCAGCAGGUUCAGAGUGUGGUUCGUCCUCAAGUUGACGCCCUGGCUCGCAGGCUCCAGUCGCAGAUCGACGAGCACAAGAAGCAGAUCGACGCAUGUGAACGGCGACUGGGUGAUCAUGACGACCAGCUCUCUGCUUUUCGUGCUGAAUUGGUUGAGCUACGCCGCCAUCUUGCCGUCGCUGAACAACGCCCCCAGGCCCCGCCACAGAUCCCCACUGGCUUCGACAGAGACGCCGACUCCACCCUCCUCAUCGCAGUGGCCCAGCGUGCCACUUCGCUCGAGGCCAUGUCCGCCUGCAUUCAGAACUUCCUCUCGGGGACGGGCUUCGACUCCAGCGAGUACGAGAUUGUCUCCAAGGGUACCCUCCCGUGCAAACGCUUCGCGGUUCACUUCAAAGGGAUGGUGCAACCAGCAUCAAGAAAAGUCCUACGCGCCCUCUCAGCCCUCAAAGAUGAGAACGGGUGGAAGGCCUUCUUCGCCGAUCUCCCCGGCCUGUCCGAGCGCACACGUGUCCACAUGGGCCCCGACAAGUCCCCGAAGCAGGUCAAGAUGGAGUACGUCUUCAGGAAGUGCCGCGCUGCCUUCGCCACCGCGUUCUCGUCCCUGCGCUUCUUCACAGAUCGGGACCGCGGGUUCCUCUCCAUCGGCUGGGACAAGAUCCUCAAGGUUGAAGUGGAGGCUGGGGAUGCUCCUCCUACUCUGCGCUGGGAUGUCGCCAAGCUGGAGCGCCACGACAUCACCAAGGCUCGCGCCAUGCAGCUCACCUCUUUCCUCACGGCCUCGGCGGACGAGCCCGCAGCCAUCAAGCUUAACUACCUCUCCAAGCUCGGCCUCGACAAGUCCAUCGUCUCUCUGCAGGAGGUGCACCAAGACGCCCUCCAGCUGGAACACUUCGUGCAUCGGGAUCCUGUGCAUGUGGAGUCCCAUCCUCUGAUACCUGGGCGUGUACUGAUGGUUACCCUGCGCGCCGCUCGUGCCUGCGUCUACCUCUUCAAUGUCCACAACCACGAGCUGGGGACCACUGCCAUCACAAGAGUGCGUGAUGCUAUUCGUACUGCUCUCGCUGAGGCUCGUGCCGAACCACAGCGUGUCCUUGUGAUUCUGAAUGGGGACUUCAACAUCUCGGAGGAGUCCGCCAUGUCCCUGCUGGCACCGGUUGCGGCGUCUCGUCGUGGUGGCCGUCGACACCACGCUGCCGCACCUGCUUGGAGGCCCAUCUUCGAUGACAUGCUGGAGAUCCAGGGCAGCGAGCCGACCCACUACGAGCGGGCGGCGGGCAAGGCCAGCAUCAUAGACCGCGUCUUUCUCUCCUUGCAGGGCUGGCAGGUGUGCCAGAUGAAUCUCACUUCCGCCACGAUGGGGUCGGCGGCGGCGCUCUCGGAUGCGAAAAUCUCGGAUCACACUGCGUUCUACGACAUCCACAAUCGGCUCCGACAUCAUGUGGCUACUCAUCCUGAUUGGUGCACCCUGGAGAUGGUUGGUUCUGGCAGAUGCUACCCGCACUUCUGGCGCUCGGAGGCGUUCGUGGAGAUCCUCCAGAUGCAGCCCAUCGUCCUCGCCCUCAGCGUGCUGCUCAUGCUGCGCUACGUGAUCUUGGCCCUGCCAUCUCGCCGCUGGCCGCCGAGGGCCGCCGAGGUCCGCCGCGGGCCUGCAGCGGCCAACCCACCCCGCGAGGACGGCAUCACCACCCACGACGAGCCCCGGGUGCGCCGGGACCGCCAAGGGCUGGUGCCGCCCCUGGACAUGGCCGCCUCCAUCCGCGCGGCGCCGGCGGGGCCGCCGCCGGGCGCGAGCGGCGGGGUGCACGAGGGCGGCCGCAGCAGCGCCUCCAGCGACGAGGACAGCGCCGCGGGCACGGAGGCGGGCGCCCCGGCGCGCGGGGGCACGGCCGGGAGCUUGACGGUCGGCAAGCGCGCGUCCCUCUUCUCGCGGUUGAGCUCCUUCGCCGGCAGGCACGGCCCGCAGGAGGAGGACCUCUCCGACGACGAGGGCGACGUCGAGGGCGGCCCCUCCUUCUGCUGGGCCCUGCGCAUGCGGUGCGGCAAGGGCAAGGGCGGCGUCUGCUACUGGUGCUUCGUGCUGGUGUUCGCCAUGUUCAUGGUGGUGUUCCCCCUGUUCCUGAAGUGGAUGCUGACGAGCCCGCUGCCGUUGGAGAAGUGGAACCCGACGUACCCCGCGUUCCCCGUGCUCGUGGACGCGGACUUCAUCAGGGGCAACACCCAGGCCGACUACCGCGUCUCCAUGUCGGACAUACCCAUGACGAGCAAGGCCUGCAACACGGCCUGCGGCACCAGCGGCACGGAUGUCACGAGCGAGGUGAAUUUUCAGGUGGACGUCGAGCUGAGCGCGCCAGGCUUCGAGCACACCGCGUACCCCGUGCUGCUCGCCUCCAACGACUUCGAGACGUGGUGGGUGGCCUCGGAGCCGACGGACUCCCACCCCACGCCGUACUUCGCCAGCCAGGACGCCAGCAGCGCCGCCGUGUACCGGCACGUGACGGAGGAGUGCACGCGGCCCGAGGCGCCAGCCGUUGCCGGGCAGCCGGUGGCCCUGGAGGACAGGUACAGCUCCGUGCCGACCUACGUGCUGGUCUGCGUGGCCUGGACCGCGGACAAGGUGGAGUGGCACCACAACAGGACGGCCCUUACAGGCGACGACCUCGGCCUGCGCUGCGACGCCGUGGGCGGGGUGUGCGGGUGGCCGUGCGGCGGGAACCCGACGAGCCUGGACCUGCCCGGAUGCAGCGACGGCAUCCUCAGCGUCGACCCUCUGACGGGCGAGGUCGCUGGCCUGCCGGUGGCGGGCGGCGCGGGCUUCCGGGGCGAGGUGGCCCUGAAGGCCUGCCUCGGCGAGCCCGGCACGGAGGGCUGCAUCACCUCCACGGAG
Molecule: messenger RNA, 3255 nt
Organism: Prorocentrum cordatum
Lineage: Eukaryota; Dinophyceae; Prorocentrales; Prorocentraceae
Source: the annotation of a GenBank genome assembly